Anoplophora glabripennis (Asian longhorned beetle) is the source of this 1044-nucleotide messenger RNA. Its product is annotated as valacyclovir hydrolase. The transcript has 5 exons. Bases 117 to 965 code for a protein of 282 amino acids. NCBI's taxonomy places the organism in Eukaryota, Metazoa, Arthropoda, Insecta, Coleoptera, Cerambycidae. The record is from RefSeq and is a predicted model, not a curated record.
UAUAUCAUCAGUGAUGUUCAUCCAAUUCCAAUCACACAUCAGUGAUUAUACAAAUAUGACGGAUUUUAACUUGUUAACUUUCGAUAAAAAAUAUAGUUGAUAUGGAUGCAUUGUAAAUGAUGGUUUUGCCAAUUAGAGCUAUAAAUUUACGCCUAUAUAAUAGAUACUUUCCUAUUAAAAACUUUAUAAGAAAUAUCAGCAGGGAGAAGGAACAAAAGAUUGAUGUUGAUGGACAAACUAUAAAUUAUAUAAAAGUUGGAAAUGGAGAGAAAAAAAUUCUAUGCUUUCCUGGAGCUAUGGGAACAAUUUGGACUGAUUUUAAACCUCAGAUUGAAGAAUUGGAUAGGGAAAAAUUUACAAUCGUAGUAUGGGAACCUCCUGGGUAUGGCCGUAGUCGACCUCCAAACAGAAAUUUUAAUUUAGAUGUUUACAAAAAUGACGCAGAAGUAGCAUUUAAAUUUAUGAAGAAGUUGGAUAUUAACAAAUUUUCUUUAUUGGGAUGGAGUGAUGGCGCCAAAUCCAGUUUGAUUUUAAGUUCUAAAUAUCCAGAACAUGUAGAAAAAUUAGUAGUAUGGGGUGCAACUUCUUAUGUUUUACCGGAAGAAGUACGUUAUUAUGAAGAGAUCAGAGAUAUUAAUAAUUGGUCAGAAAGAAUGAAAGAACCCCUUAUAAAAUUGUACACAGAAAGGGGCCUACAGGAUAUGUCGAACGGUUGGUGCGACACACUUAAGAACAUUCAGAUAAAUGGGGGAGACAUCUGCAAAAACGAUUUACAAAAUAUAAAAUGCCCCACUUUUAUUUUGCACGGUGACAAAGAUCCAAUGCUUGCUGCUGGGCAUCCAGAAUAUUUAAUGUCUCGCAUAAGCAACGCUAAGUUGCACAGAUUUCCAGAAGGUAAACAUAACAUUCAUUUAAAAUAUGCUCGGGAAUUUAAUAAAAUGGUGACUGAUUUCUUAUUGAAUUAAAGAUGUUUUAUAAUUUUUUAAAAUAUAAACUAUAUUUUUAUGUAGGAAGAAAAAGUUUAAUAAAACAUUAUUUUGGGUG